GCCACCACGGAGAUUGGGGAUUGUAGGGUUCUGUUGCUCUGGUGACCAGUUGUCCAGAGCCUCUGUAUUGGAUCUGCCAGGGUUCCGGGAAGAGGCAGGCCUGGCUGGGCCGGUCUUGGAGGAAGGCUUUGGAACAGGAGCAGGGAACAGAGUAGGCUUGGCUGUACUUGUAUUUCAGUGAUGCCUACCCUUUCGGUGUUCAUGGAUGUGCCCCUAGCCCAGAGGCUAGAAGGCAGCUUGUUAAAGACCUACAAGCAAGACAAUUGUCCUAACAAGAUUUUCCUGGCCUUUAGAGUCUGCAUGACCAGCGAGGGCCAUCCUUGGGUGUCUUCCGUGGUGCCCAAGAUCCGACUGCAGAUCGCGUAUGAUCCCUCUCUGAACUACGAGUAUGUGCCCGUGAAGGGCAUGAAAUCAUUCACUGAGGCCUCCUUGAAGCUCCUCUUUGGAAAACACAGCCAAGUCAUUAUGGAGAACAGGGUAGGGGGUGUGCACACUGUUGGUGACAAUGGAGCCUUCCAACUUGGGGCCCAGUUCCUCAAAAUCUGGCGUAAGGAUUCUCAAAUAGUUUACAUUAUUUCUUCCAAAAAAGAACCCUACGGACUCGUCUUCCAGGACAUGGGCUUUACAGUUUGUGAAUACUCCUUCUGGGACUCCAAGCAGCUGUGCAUAGACUCCAACGUGCUCCUCGAUGUGGUGGAGCAGGCCCCACAUGGCUGUAUCUUUGUGAUUGGGAACCUUGGUGACUGCAACUUGACACAAAGUCAGUGGGCAAGGUUGAUGGCCAGCAUGAAGAGCAAGCAGAUAUUCCCAUUUUUUGACAUUCCCAAUCAAGGUUUAUCCACCGGGGACUUGGAAGAAGAUACUGGAUUCUUACAGUACUUCGUGUCUCAAGGCUUUGAGUUCUUCUGCAGCCAGUCUCUGUCCAACACUUUUGGCAUCUAUGAUGAAGGAGUUGGGAUCCUGGUCGUGGUAGCACUCAACAACCAGCUCCUGCUAUGCGUCCUCUCCCAACUGAUGAAACUCACCCAGGCCCUGUGGCUAAACCCCCCUACUACGGGGGCUCGCAUUAUCACCUCCAUCCUCUGUAACCCUGCUCUUCAGGAAGAAUGGAAGCAGAGUCUGAAAGGGCUUGUAGAGAACAUCAUGCUGAUUAAGGAAAAGGUGAAGGAGAAGCUCCGGCUCCUGGGAACGCCUGGUUCCUGGGAUCAUAUCACAGACCAGAAUGGGCCCCAUAGCUAUCUUGGACUCAACUUCCAACAGGUGGAAUACCUGGUCAAGAAAAAGCAUAUCUACCUUCCCAAGAAUGGUCGGAUCAACUUCAGCUGUAUCAAUGCCUGCAACAUAGAUUAUAUCACUCAGAGCAUCAGUGAGGCUGUCCUCUCCACCAAGGGCUCAGAGUAACAUAUUCAGA
This is a messenger RNA of Leptonychotes weddellii (Weddell seal), 1411 nucleotides long. RefSeq names its product glutamic-oxaloacetic transaminase 1 like 1 (gene GOT1L1). Gene Ontology annotation, molecular function: pyridoxal phosphate binding; L-aspartate:2-oxoglutarate transaminase activity. Gene Ontology annotation, cellular component: cytosol. The record is from RefSeq and is a predicted model, not a curated record. Gene Ontology annotation, biological process: L-aspartate biosynthetic process. Lineage: Eukaryota; Metazoa; Chordata; Mammalia; Carnivora; Phocidae.